CAGAGGGAACGGCGGUCACCGGUCUCCGCCAUGUUUGUUUGAAUUGCCGUUAUCGCAGUUACACUCAACGCGAAGAAUACAUUCCUCCCGUAAUAAUUUGCAGUUGUUGGGUUAUUAAAUGUGUUUCUGCAGCAUAGGAAAUUGAAGAUACCAAAAUGACAACAGAAGGAUUAGGUACUAACUUGACUAAAGAUUUAGAUGGUUUUAUCGAGCAGCUGAACGACUGCAAACAGCUGCAGGAGAGUGAAGUAAAACGCAUUUGCGACAAGGCCAAAGAAAUUCUCAGCAAAGAAUCCAAUGUACAAGAAGUGAAAUGUCCCGUCACAGUUUGCGGUGAUGUUCAUGGCCAAUUCCAUGAUCUCAUGGAACUCUUCCGUAUAGGAGGACGUUCACCAAACACAAAUUACCUUUUCAUGGGUGACUACGUAGAUAGAGGUUACUAUUCAGUCGAAACUGUCACACUUUUGGUUUGUUUAAAGGUUAGGCAUCCGGAACGAAUAACUAUCUUGAGAGGGAACCACGAAAGCCGGCAAAUCACACAAGUAUACGGCUUCUACGAUGAAUGCCUACGAAAGUAUGGUAAUGCUAAUGUUUGGAAGUACUUCACAGAUCUGUUUGAUUAUUUACCACUAACAGCACUGGUAGAUGGACAGAUCUUUUGUCUACAUGGUGGACUAUCACCUUCAAUCGACACACUAGAUCAUAUCCGUGCUCUUGAUCGUCUUCAAGAAGUACCGCAUGAAGGACCUAUGUGUGAUUUGCUCUGGUCUGAUCCCGAUGAUAGAGGUGGCUGGGGUAUCUCACCACGUGGUGCUGGAUAUACCUUUGGUCAAGACAUCUCGGAGACCUUCAAUCACACCAACGGACUCACGCUCAUCUCCAGGGCUCACCAGCUUGUCAUGGAAGGUUAUAAUUGGUGCCAUGAUAGAAACGUAGUGACCAUCUUCAGUGCCCCUAACUACUGCUACCGAUGCGGCAAUCAAGCAGCGAUCAUGGAAUUGGACGACGGUUUGAAGUAUUCCUUCUUGCAAUUUGACCCUGCUCCUAGAAGAGGCGAGCCACACGUCACACGGCGCACACCGGACUACUUCCUCUAGACUUAAAAAUUCCCUUUCAUCAUCUUAUCCCAAAUAUUGGAUCCAUCUUGCUGGGUAGGGUAGUGGAAAUUAUACCUUACCGCAGGAUCACCAUGGUAUCCAGUUGAAAAUGAUCCUCCAGUUGGAGUUUCAACUUUUCUCAUGAUUUCUUCUUUAUAGCUAUAGAUUGUAAUUUUUCUGCAUGGGGGGGGGUAUUUGUUCAAAAAGUUUUAAUUCUGUAGAAGGAUAUGUUGCAGAAUGUGAACUUCAUGGGUUCAUUAUCAAAUUAGUAUUAAUUUUGAAUGUACCCUACUUUUUGUUUGUUACAUCAGGGUAUGCUUGCUACUCAAAGUAAUGCUGUUAGCUAAAUUUAUCAAUUUCAGUGUACUUAGAAUGGAGUGCAGGACUUCAUCAAUCAUCUAUUUAAUUAUAAUUCAGUAGCCCUAUAACGGCAUAGUCUGACUACCUACAUGAAUUACUUAUUUUGUGUAUUGCAUUGUCACAAUAGAGAAGAAGUCAUGAGAAAAUCAUAAAACCUGAGUGGCACUUACAGUCUCAAGUUUUGGUCCAUUUCUGAAGGAAACCUUACGACUCGUAUCAAAAGGGGGCACUGCCUGACGGUAAAAAUUGUCUCCCUGUUGUGCUACUCUGAAUGAUUGUAGGUCUACUUACCUAGUAUAUGGCCUCUGAUCUUCAAUUUCAGAUUAGAAAUAUUGGCAUGUAAUGUAAAUGGUCGGAUAUUGAAUUCUUUUGACAGAUGAUGACUUCACUCUCACACCGGCUGAUGAAGUGAUUGUUAGUCUACUUGUUAGACCAACCUAAUUACAUAUAUAGGUCAUCAUCUAGCAGAAAUGCAGGUAUUAAGGGGUGUACUGCUUCAGUUGGGGGGGGGUUCACAAAGAUUCACCUGGACAAGAAACAACACUCGACAAUGGCACACCAGUUAAGACCAUUUCUUUAAACUUGAUCAUCUGUCUCUCUAAAAUAAUUUGCAUAUCAUCACGGUUACGCAUCCAAACAAAUUUGUUCCCAUCAACAAUUAACCUUUGGAUAAAUAAUGCUAAUUUUUAGACAUGCGUGACCAUCAAUUUUAUGUUAUGCGUAUUCGUUGAGAAUUACUGAUGAAAGCGAGUGGUGGCCUUCCAUAGUUUAGUGCAAUAGUAGUCAAAACCAGUCUUUGUGAAAGCCCCCCUCCCCCAUACCCAGACCGAUACAGAAACAGUUUUCAUUGGGGCCUUCUUCGGUGGGAUUCCAUGCUCGGCUCACCUCCAUUUACACAAUGGGAGAAUUUAAAAAUAUACUGGUAAAUUAAGGAAUUCAAGACAGAGCCGUGAGGAAUUUAAGAUUGUUAAACGAUAUUCAUGUAUUGUAGAUAUUGGUCUCAGACGAGAAUGGGAAUGCUUUAUGGUCAUGUACAUGUCAUCUCUUCAGAGCUAAAAAGGCAUAAAACCUGCUCAUGCAUGCUCUACUGGCUUUCACCACAUGCAAUCUCCAUUCAUAUUUCUCAUUUGUGGUGGUUAGAGUUUGAGCUGGGCUGCUUUUGACUAGUUUGAACGAUUUUUGCUUUCAAGUAAAUAGAUGUGUAUAAAACGGUAGUUCCAACAUGUUACCAUUAUAGUCUCUUUCCAAGAAAUCAGUCUUGUUUUUAAGAAUCAUCAAAUGGCUGGAACUGGAAGACACAGAUAUGGCCUAUUUGCGGGCAACCGUUCAUUAUUACUCCAAAACAAUUUGUUUAGACAGAUCAUUCCUGUGUGUGUUUUUUUCCUCUCCAUUUUUAAACAUUUUUUUUUUCAUCAGAAUUAGCUAAUACAUCUAUAGAGGAACAUGAUUUGAUGAUGGAUUUUGCAAAAAAUUUAAAUGUAAUACAACAUGUUCUCAUAUCUAUUAUGAUAAAUAUCUUUAUUUAAAUAAAAGAAUGGAUCGUAAUCAAUUACUUGCUUCAUUUGAAAAUGAUAAUAGGUUGUUGAUGAGGCCAAUAAUCUGAUAUGAACAUGUCUGCAAUUUUUUAAUACCAAUCCAUUUUUUUUUUUUAUGAAUGGAAAUUUUGACAAAAGGCCCAGACUAUGUUAUGUGGAUCAUUACAUUAUCUGGAAUCACUCCACAUUGGUACAUGUACUAAUCACAUGAUUUCAUGAGCUAUGUGUUCUCAAUAUUGUGUGUUAACUGUAGCAGUCUAAACUAAGCGUAGAUAAGUACAACAGAAUAGAAGUGAUAAGAAAUCAGACUGCAUUGGUUAUUAUCAAUUUUGAAUCAUCUCUUGGUGAGAAAGUAAACGAACUGGCUAUUCACUACAAACUAUUAAAAUGGAUAUAUUGUUAUCGCGUAUAUUAGAAGCAGCCUGUUGCUGAGGAGAUGUAAUUUAGUGGCUGCGUUUUUAUCUAGCUAUUGAGAAAAACAAGCAAAAGAUGUGUUGCGUCAGAAGAUACUGAAUUGUCUGGCUGCGUUUUAAAUUAUUGAAUUUGUCAUAAAAUGAAAUUGUUUUCUAUGUUGUGUAUAUUGAGAGUUAAUUUGAUAUUUGCUUUUGGAAGAGAGCAAAAGGGGGGAAUGGAAUUGAAUAUUUAAUGUCUUCAUAUACGUCUGUCUUAUUGUAUUGCUAGACAGAGAUGAGCUAUAAUCUUCAAAACAAAUUGGAAUAUGUUUCACCAAGGUGAUGUUGCAAGAUUGGUUUUCGGUCCCAAAAUCUGUUGUUAGAUGCAAUUGUGAUUCACUUCUGGACUGCUCCUUGUAAUGUAGACUAAAAUCAACCUUUUUGACAUGUAGUUUUGAACAACAACCGAAACAAAUUUCUCACAACAUGCUCCAAGAUUGACCGGUAUUGAUAACAACCAUGACAAGCUAUGGUUCCAAUGUUUGCUUUCACCAAACUCUGAAUCAUCAAAAGCACUGAUGUAAUGAACAUUUUUAUGAACAUUUAAAUUCUACAGAUUUAUGCCUGGGGGUGUUGCAAGAAAAUAUUUGCAAUUAAUUGCAAAAACCAGUAGCAAGUUUACAAGUUGUAGAUCAAUUUUAACCGAAACAAAUUAAUUUAUGAUUGUUGAUCAUACAUGAAGCUGACCAGCGAUCAAUUGCAAAUUUACAAUUAAUUGCAGCACUUAUGAUCGAUUUUGCGACCUGAAAUUGACUUUUCUUCGAUUCCACCUAUGUUGUGGAAACAGCUAGUGGCAUGUUUGGCUUGCUAUACUUUAAGACCAAUUUUAGCAACCAAUCCUGCAAAUCUUUUGUGAAACUCCGUUAUUACUUUCCUGGAGAUUAUAUUGUGUAUGUGUGGGUGUACAGUGUACUACUUCUUGACCUAAAAACACUGCGACACAUUUGAUAAAAAUCUAUUCUAGUUUCCUUCCUUAACCCUAACUGUUUUUAAACAACUUUAUUGUUGCUAAGAUUUUGUUAAUGUAAUUAUACCAUCAGCGUCUUUUUGUAUGUGAAACAAUAAAUCUUGUCCAUGAUAGCUAUGUUAUAAAAGAGAGAAUUAAUUCCAUGUAGAUAUUAGUAGCCUGUAACCCAUCGUGUCAGUGCAAAAAUGCCCUUAACAUGACACUUUUUUGCGCAUCACAUGCAUGCGAAAACUCCCCUAGCAGCAUGUGCAAGUGCGUUGCAUAAGGGCAUUUCCGUAAUGAUGCAGUGUACAAAAAUGUUUUGCUGAGGGCGUUCUUUCACCAACACAUUGAACUGUUAGCCUAUUUUCAAAUGAUGUAAGGUAGUUAUCUUUUUGAAGGCUUAGCUUUGAAGGCCCAUUUAGAUGUGUCAUGAAAUCCUUGUUCUUCUCCAUCAGACCAUACCAUGUCAUGUCUAUAUGAUCCUGGCAACAUGGCAAUUAUUUCCUGUGUCUGAAAGGAGACCUGUGUUAUGGUGUAUGCCUGGUUGGUCUACACGGCUGUACACAACUUUUUACCAUCCUGUUUACCAAAGUCAAUAAUAUUCAAUGUUUGAAGCAAGAUUUAUAUGUAUUAAGUGUAUAGCACCAAUGUUGACUUUUCCUCUUUUUUUUGUUCAAAAAUAGAUGGUAUUCAGUUUUAGUUCCUCCAUUUUAAUUAUUUUUUAUUUGAAUUUAGCCAAGAAUUAUUGAUCUGGAAAUUCUGUUGGAACUUUUGUUUACACUGGAAAGUGAAUAAUCCAGCCAAUUUUCGAUGUCAUUAAAUUUUCUAUGUUGCAGUUGAUGUAUUGAGCACCAUCUUGUGAAGAGGUCCGUUCUCAUCAGCAUCGCCAAACGUUUUAAAGCAUUGUUCAUUCAGGAGAUUAUUGUGUAGAUGUUGGUCUAGUACGGUAAAGAUUUAUUUUUGUAAUGUGAACAGUGACAUUGCAUUAUACCCAUACAUCUAUAUUCAGUGUAAUUUCUUACCAUUUUAUAAACAUAAUUUGUACCACUCCCUUUCUAUGUAAUAUAUCCCGUGACCUGAAUUUACACAUUGAAGUUAAAAAAACUAAAAGCUUUUAUUUUGUAUUCUUUUGAGAUAAUGCUACAUGUUGAAAUCUGGCUAUUUCAUCUGUGGCACAAAAAAUGACUAAGGUACCUCACCAAAAGCCUUUGUAAUGUCUUUUAUUAAAAAUUCUUCACAGCAUCUUUCCAAUUGGUAUUGCCGUUUGACGCCAAAAUGUUUCUUGUUGGAUUCUUGAAGGGUAGACACUGCACUGACUCUUGAUGAGAUACCUCAAUUACAUAAAUCACUUCUUUGCACAUAGAGAAAUGAAAUAUAUGAACUUCAUCAAGAAAAAAAAACAUUGAUAAUCACUUGAUAUCUCCCUUACAUUUAAAAGGCCCAUAUUCUGCAAAUCAAGCUUUAAAAAUGGUUCAGGGUACAUUUUUAAAGGUGAUAGCCUGCUUGAGAGUCUCUUGUACCCAUCUCUCUUGCCAUCUUGGCCAUGCUUCUCCCUUUAGCUGCUUCAAUCAAAGUGAAAGUCCUUGAGUAUCUGUGAGUAAUAGAGAGAAUCACUCUCAAACCUUAUAACCCAUGGAAACUAGUGUUAAUUCUAGAACACACAUCUCUAUAUGGGUUGUUCAUAUGGUCCCAGGGGUGUUUUGUGACGGUUUUCAGUAGCUUAUAAAAAAUAAUAACAGAAAAUAACUUUGUUUUAUGAAAUGAUUCUGGGUUGUAUUGUUUUGUGAAACUGGUCUCGGACAAACAUCCUUGGUUGACCAGGGGCCUGGUUUCAUAAAGGGAUGCAGCUAUAGUAACUUUGCCAUGAUGAGAACUACCAUGGUAACACGGCUCAACCUGCAAUCACAAUCAAAGUUUCCAUGGUAGUAAUAAUAAUGGCAAAGUUGGCAUAGUUGGAAGCCUUUCUUGGGCCCCAGAGCCUUGUUGUAGAAAGGAUAAAAUUAUGGCAACUCAAUUAUUCAGUGGUGAUUACAUGAAAUCCUCAGUUUUAUUUGGCAGUUGAUAAUUGUUGCCAUGGUAGUUACCAUAGGAUUGUAAAGUUAUUGAUUUGCGCCCCUGAACAUCCAUCAAACUCUGGUUUUCAUCUUGCAGAAUAUGGGCCUAUAUAUUUAAUCUGGAAUUAAGAUAUUGGUCCUCAUGUAAUGCUGACUGUACAGCCCCAUUAAUGCGUUAUUGUUCAUGUUAUACUACAACAUAUCUUUUUUUUAAUUUGAUAAAGAUAAAUUGCAGGGAAAUGUAGCCCUCUUGUAAUCUUUGUUCCUUGUCUAAUGAAAAAAAAGCUUUAUAUCUGGUUUAAACUGAGAAGAAAAUUGUUAAAUGUGUUUCAAAAUAAUAAAAAAAAGCAAUGCUAUGAGUGUGACACUA
Lytechinus variegatus (green sea urchin) is the source of this 6817-nucleotide messenger RNA. Its product is annotated as serine/threonine-protein phosphatase 2A catalytic subunit beta isoform. The record is from RefSeq and is a predicted model, not a curated record. Gene Ontology annotation, cellular component: cytosol. Gene Ontology annotation, molecular function: protein serine/threonine phosphatase activity. Bases 156 to 1097 code for a protein of 313 amino acids. The transcript has 8 exons. Gene Ontology annotation, biological process: mitotic cell cycle; peptidyl-serine dephosphorylation. Lineage: Eukaryota; Metazoa; Echinodermata; Echinoidea; Temnopleuroida; Toxopneustidae.